AUUUCAGCAUUGAAGUACUAUCAUUUCCGACCUUUCGCAACUCGCAUCCUUCAUCUAGGGUUUUGCCCAUUUUGUCGAGACUCGUUCUUCACCAUCAUCAUCAUCUCUAAUCACAAAAUCAAUCGAACAAAAAAAAAAGAAAAAAAAUUCCUUCCAUUAUAACUACUGUAAACUUGUUUAGGGUUUUUAAUUCAAUUCAAUCAAUCAAAGGAUAUUAUCCAUCGCACACUUUUACAGAUCCGUCUUAUAAUCUGACCAAAACUGUAGAUCCUAAUUUGAUUUCUGAGAUUAUGAUCUAAAUCUAUGACGCAAACCUAACCGGAGAAGAAAAAAAAAUCCUAGGGUUUCGAUUUUGAGCUAAAAAAAAGAAAAAAAAUGUAUAAAUCGGUGGUGUAUAAAGGAGACGAAAUAUUGGGAGAAGUAGAAAUAUAUGAAGAAGAACGAGAAUCUUCAGAGGAAGAAGAAGAAUUGACGGUGAAGAAGAAGAGAGUAAUUGACGAGAUAAUAGUAAAAGGAUUGAGAAUAAGUCAGUUCUCGCCAGCGAGUGAGAGGUGUCCGCCAUUGGCAGUGCUUCAUACGAUUAGUACAACUGGAAUUUGCUUCAAAAUGGAGUCCAAGAACUCUGUCUCUCUUGACACGCCGCUUCAUCUUUUGCACUCCUCCUGUAUCCAGGAAAACAAGAGUGCAGUAAUGCUGCUACAAGGAGGUGAGGAGCUUCAUUUGGUGGCAAUGUUUUCUAAAAAGGAAGAAAAGCAGUAUCCGUGUUUCUGGUGUUUUAAUGUGUCAGCAGGGCUAUACAAUUCUUGCCUUGUUAUGUUGAACCUUAGAUGUCUAGGCAUUGUAUUUGAUCUUGAUGAAACACUCAUUGUAGCUAACACAAUGCGCUCAUUUGAAGAUAGAAUAGAGGCUUUGCAACGGAAAAUAAGCACUGAGGUGGACCCACAGCGUAUUUCUGGCAUGCUGUCAGAGGUCAAGCGUUAUCAAGAUGACAAGAUUAUUUUGAAGCAAUAUGUUGAAAAUGAUCAGGUUGUUGAAAAUGGAAGGGUGAUCAAAACUCAGGCUGAGGUUGUUCUGGCCUUGUCUGACAAUCAUCAAACUAUAGUGCGCCCUUUAAUACGGUUACAAGAGAGGAAUAUUAUUUUGACACGCAUCAAUCCGCAGAUUCGUGAUACAAGUGUUCUUGUGAGGUUGAGACCUGCAUGGGAAGAACUAAGAAGCUACUUGACUGCUAGAGGGCGUAAGCGUUUUGAGGUCUAUGUUUGUACAAUGGCAGAAAGAGAUUAUGCUUUAGAAAUGUGGAGGCUUCUUGAUCCUGAGUCAAAUUUGAUAAGCUCAAAAGAAUUGUUAGACCGGAUUGUCUGCGUUAAGUCUGGUUUAAGGAAGUCAUUAUUCAAUGUUUUCCAAGAUGGCAUUUGCCAUCCUAAAAUGGCAUUGGUGAUUGAUGAUCGCUUAAAAGUUUGGGAUGAGAAAGAUCAACCUCGGGUUCACGUUGUUCCUGCAUUUGCUCCAUACUAUGCUCCACAAGCUGAAGCAAGUAACGCUGUUCCUGUUUUGUGCGUUGCCAGAAAUGUUGCCUGCAAUGUCAGAGGUGGUUUCUUCAAAGAAUUCGACGAGGGGCUUCUGCAAAAGAUACCUGAGAUAUCGUUUGAAGAUGAUAUGAAGGAUAUUCCUUCUCCUCCUGAUGUCAGCAACUAUUUAGCUUCAGAGGAUGAUGUUUCUGCUGUGAAUGGAAACAAAGAUCCCCUUUCUUUUGAUGGCAUGGCAGACGCUGAGGUUGAAAAACGACUAAAGGAAGCAAUAUCAGUUACAACGUAUCCUUCAACAGCUACAAAUAUAGAUCCAAGACUUGUACCUCCUCUCCAGUAUGCUAUGCCAUCUUCUUCAGGUUCAGUUCCAGUGCCAACAUCACAAUUAGCAACUGCGACAUAUGCAAGCAUGCAAUUUCCCAAAGCAGCUUCAUCAGUUAAACCAAUGGGUCAAGUUGGUCCUCCAGAACCUAGUUUUCAAAGCUCUCCUGCUAGAGAAGAGGGUGAAGUGCCCGAAUCAGAGUUAGAUCCUGAUACAAGAAGGCGGCUUCUUAUAUUGCAGCAUGGUCAGGAUGUAAGAGAUCCUCCAGCAAGUGAAUCAGCAUUUCCUGUAAGAGCUCCUAUACAAAUUUCAGCUCCACGUGUGCAACCCCGUGGAAGCUGGGCUCCGGCGGAGGAAGAAAUGAGUCCUAGGCAACUGGGGCGGGCAAUACAUAGAGAAUUUCCCAUGGAUCCAGAACCAAUGAACAUUGAAAAGCACCGACCUCACCAUCCGUCAUUUUUUCCUAAAGUUGAGAGUUCUGUUCCAUCUGAGAGAAUGCUUCAUGAGAAACAAAGACUGCCGAAAGUGGCACCCUUCAAAGAUGACCGGUUGAGGUUAAACCAGGCAAUGUCCAAUUAUCAGUCAUUCUCAGGAGAGGAAAAUCCAUUGAGUCGGUCAUCUUCCAGCAACAAGGAUCUCGAAUUUGAAUCUGAUCAAGCUGUUUCAAGUGCGGAAACUCCGGUUGGAGUGUUACAGGAAAUUGCAAUGAAGAGUGGAGCCAAGGUGGAUUUCAGGCAUUCAUUGGUUAAUAGCAGAGAUCUACAAUUCUCCGUUGAGGCUUGGUUUGCUGGAGAAAAAGUUGGUGAAGGAUUUGGUAGGACAAGAAGGGAAUCCCAAAGUCUUGCGGCUGAGAGUUCUCUCAAGAACUUGGCUAAUUUAUAUAUGUCAAGGGCUAAGCCUGAGAAUGGGGCUGUACAUGGUGAUGCAAGUAGAUAUUCUAGUGCAAAUGAAAAUGGUUAUUUAAGUAAUGUCAAUUCUUUUGGGAGUCAACCAUUGCCCAAAGAUGAGUCUCUCUCGUAUUCAGCUCCCUCAGAGCCAUCCAGGCUUCUCGAUCCAAGACUGGAGGCCUCUAGGAAAUCAAUGAAUUCAAUAAAUGCACUCAAGGAAUUUUGCUUGAUGGAGGGCCUUGGGGUUAAUUUUCUUGCACAGACACCGGUUUUGUCUAAUUCACUCCAGAAUGAAGAAAUACAUGCACAGGUUGAAAUAGAUGGACAGGUUAUGGGGAAGGGGAUUGGCUUAACAUUUGAUGAGGCUAAGAUGCAGGCUGCUGAGAAGGCCCUUGGAAGCUUGAGAAUGACUUUUGGUCAAUUUACACCUAAACGGCAGGGCUCCCCACGGCCAAUGCAGGGGAUGCCAAACAAACGUCUAAAGCCAGAGUUUCCUCGAGCUCUGCAGCGGAUGCCCUCUUCAGCUAGGUACCCGAAAAAUGCUCCCCCGGUGCCUUGACAAACUGUUUCUGUUCCACUUUGAUGUAGAGGAAUGCAGUCUGUUUUGAUCCUGAACCCUCUGCUUGGCCGUUAAGACCUUUAAAUCUAGUGAAAUGAAGCCAAUCGGAACUCCAACAUUACCGGUCUCGCAGAUUUUUCCCAGCGAACUGCUACUCUUCUGAUACAAGCAAUGUGUCAGAUCAGAAUCGAUCGAAGCUUCAUAUCGCCAAGAAAACUUGGAAGUAAAAACAAAUUUGUGUUUGUAUAUCCCAAUCUUUUUCAUCUGGUCAUUGCUACGAGUGCUUUGGGAACCAGAUUACCCUACUCGGUUCAAAUUAUCUAUGGUGUUUUUAACCGGAGGCGGAUAUGGUGUUCGAUAAAGAGUGGCUUUUCGGGUCUCAGAGCGUAAACUAACCACCGAGUUGUAAUGGUUACGUACUGUAUGCUAAUCAACAAGUUCUUUCUUGUGUCCGUUGACAGAUUGAAGCUGCAUACUGACUAGAAAAGAAAUGUAGCACAGCUUCUCAAUUAAAUAUGUAUGGGUGUUAAAUUUCAGGUCUGUAUUUGCAUAUUGUUCAUCUUAUAAUGAAGUGGCAAAAGAAAGUUUUUUUA
This is a messenger RNA of Mercurialis annua (annual mercury), 3887 nucleotides long. RefSeq names its product RNA polymerase II C-terminal domain phosphatase-like 1. NCBI's taxonomy places the organism in Eukaryota, Viridiplantae, Streptophyta, Magnoliopsida, Malpighiales, Euphorbiaceae. The record is from RefSeq and is a predicted model, not a curated record. Bases 376 to 3294 code for a protein of 972 amino acids. Gene Ontology annotation, molecular function: RNA polymerase II CTD heptapeptide repeat phosphatase activity. The transcript has 17 exons.